This is a messenger RNA of Paramisgurnus dabryanus, 6169 nucleotides long. RefSeq names its product collagen, type IV, alpha 4 (gene col4a4). Gene Ontology annotation, molecular function: extracellular matrix structural constituent conferring tensile strength. Gene Ontology annotation, biological process: extracellular matrix organization. Gene Ontology annotation, cellular component: collagen trimer. Lineage: Eukaryota; Metazoa; Chordata; Actinopteri; Cypriniformes; Cobitidae. The record is from RefSeq and is a predicted model, not a curated record.
CUGGUGGAUCUAUCACUUUACCAACGCUGAGAAAGUUGUGCUUGUUCAUGUAAAAGUUUUCGGAGUAAACCGUCGCCUGAGUUUGGUGUUUUAUUUUACGCGUUAAUGUAGGACCACGUUGGCGCACGAAACUACAGGGAGCAGGUGGCGAGUUGUCAGUCAGGAGUUCAGGAGCAAUAACUACAUUUACUACACACACCAAUCUGAAACAGUGGAGGAAGAUCAACAGGUAGCAAACGCCCUAAGUGGCGGCUGAAAUGACACGCAUCCUCCAGAUCACCAGGCUCCGCCUACCUUUCUGGUGGCUUUUAUUGGCGCACAUGCCGAUACAAACAACUUUGGGGGGUGACAAGAACGAAUUGUGCAGUGGUCGUGACUGCAGUGUCUGUCAGUGCUUUCCCUCUAAAGGAGAUAGGGGGCCUCCUGGUUUGUUAGGUCGACCGGGUCCUCAGGGCCCUUCGGGGUUUCCUGGCGUCCAAGGACAGCCUGGUCAGAAGGGUCAGCGGGGAACAAUUGGAUUUCCAGGGGUUGCUGGCCCUCAAGGAGACAGGGGCGUUCAAGGAGUUAGAGGCCAUACUGGUUUAGAUGGUGUACCAGGUCAUCCCGGGCCUUCUGGUCCUCCUGGGCUUCCAGGAAAGGAUGGUUGUAACGGAACUAGAGGAGAUCCUGGGCUUGGCGGUUACACGGGACAACGCGGCCUACCGGGACCGAUGGGGAUGCCUGGAAUAAAAGGAAUCAAAGGAAGCACCGCUUAUAGAUCUGAAUACGCGCCUGGACUACCCGGUCCUGAUGGACAACCAGGACCUCCUGGACCUCAAGGAUUCGAUGGAAUUGUUGGUCCGCAAGGGUUUCCAGGACCGUCGGGAGCUUCAGGGUUCAUGGGUACACCGGGUCCAAUUGGUCCAAGAGGUAUACCGGGAGACCCAGGAAGAUCACUCGCUGGACCUAAAGGAGAAGAGGGGGAGCCUGGGCCAAAGGGUGAUCCUGGUCAAUUUGAGUAUGUUGAGCCUAAUCCAAAAGACUACGUAAAAGGGAAAAAGGGGGAUAAAGGGAUUAAAGGAAUGUGUGGAUUACCUGGGGUUGAAGGACUGAUUGGGCCUCCAGCAGAGAAAGGAGAGAAAGGCAUUAUUGGUUUGCCUGGACAAAGAGGCAUUCCUGGUUAUCCUGGUCGAAUAGGCUUUCCAGGACCUAAGGGCCAGCGUGGAGAAAACGGUCUUCCUGGUCUUUAUGGCAACCCAGGACUAAAGGGAUUCCCAGGUGAUCCCGGACCUAAAGGAUAUCCGGAGUAUGUUUCCAACAAUAAAAAAGGACCGUUUGGAGAUCCAGGCCCUCCUGGUGUUGCCGGACCACCUGGUGACAGAGGAAUGAUGGGUAUACCCGGCCCACCUGGUGUUUUUGGGCCGUCUGGAAUAGGUGGGAUGGGUGAACCGGGUCUUAUGGGUCUCAAUGGGCUCAAAGGAGAAAAAGGGGCAAGAGGAAGAGUAUACUCCAACACCCCAGAUGGCACUCCAGGGGAACCUGGGAAACAGGGUCCUCCAGGGCCUAAAGGAAAUCGAGGAAAUGCUGGCCCUCCUGGAGAAUUCUGCAUUCCUGGUGAGCGAGGAGAAGUGGGUGGGCCUGGUGACAGAGGACCUGCGGGGAUAAAAGGUGUCAAGGGACGAAAAGGUCCAGAUGGGGGUUGUGCUUGUAAACCCAGUGGUGAUCAACCUGGCGAUCGUGGCCCUCCAGGAUUCCCAGGUCUCCCUGGUAAUCCCGGGAGACCGGGCCUCCAAGGUCCUACUGGUGAUCCGGGUCCUUUUGGCUUGAGGGGCGUAAAUGGUGUAGCAGGUCCCAGAGGUGUCCAAGGUCCCAGAGGAUUAAAAGGAGAGAAAGGGGAUUAUGUGUUUAUAAACAUAAAGGGGGAGAAGGGUAACAUUGGUCCCAGUGGACCGCCUGGGAACGCAGGAUAUAGCGGAAAGACAGGGGCUGAUGGGAAAAUGGGCAAUCCUGGAGAUCCUGGACCUGUGGGAGAUAAUCUUUUUGGUUUGCCGGGUGAUAGAGGAUUUCAAGGUUCAUUUGGAGCAAAAGGUGCCAGAGGUCAAACUGGUCCUGCUGGCCCUGGCAUUAUGGGGUCAGUUGGGCGUCGGGGCCUACAGGGAGACCCGGGGCCCGAAGGCCAAAGGGGGCCCCCUGGUCCUAAAGGAACAAGUGGCAGCACACUACCCUGUGCUCCUGCCCCACCUGGAAUCCGUGGUAACAAAGGACCGCCUGGUUUUCCAGGUAGUAAAGGAAGGCCUGGAGAUCCGGGAUUUAAAGGGCAAGUGGGACCAAAUGGUCCCAAGGGCGAGAAAGGGGACCCUGGAGAUUAUAGCAGUAACGGUGAAAGAGGUCCACCGGGAUACAUUGGAGAUCCAGGUGACACUGGCUCUGACGGUGACAGUUUUGACGGCUCAGAUGGUAUACCUGGUAAUCCUGGACCCCAGGGUCUUAAAGGGUCUUUAGGAGACUCACUUGUUGGGGCUCCCGGACCAAUAGGGUCCCGUGGGCUUGAUGGAAGACCGGGCCCCAAAGGUGUCCCUGGACCACCAGGACCAGUUGGAUUGGAGGGUAUAUUGGGUAUUCCUGGAUCUCCUGGUAAAAAAGGGCCAAGGGGAUUCGAUGGUAAAAUGGGAUCACCUGGUCGCCCAGGCAUCAGACCAGAGCGAUGUGAUGGAGGAGACCCUGGUCCACCUGGCCAGACUGGACCACCUGGGUACCCUGGCAGGCAAGGCUCUCCUGGAGAAAAAGGGUCACCUGGUGAAUUAGGACCUGCAGGUGUUGGAACCAAAGGACGCCCAGGUUGCCCUGGUACCCCAGGCUCUCCAGGAUUCCCUGGACUUCAGGGGCCUCCAGGACCAACAGGGAACGAUGGAAUUCCAGGGAGUAAUGGAGUAAAGGGUUUGCCUGGAUAUCCCGGACAAAAUGGCUGUGUUGGCAACCCAGGAAUGACUGGCCCUCCGGGGCCCCCUGGACCAAAAGGAUUAAAGGGGCUUGAUGGGAAUCCAGGUUACCCGGGGGAAAACGGAUACAAGGGCCAGAAAGGACCCAGAGGACCUCCAGGACCUCCGGGAGAAACCAUCACAGUUCCAGUGAGGGGCCCGGUUGGGCCACCAGGACGUAAUGGAGAGAUUGGUUUCCCUGGGGAAAGAGGUGAUAAGGGUACACCAGGUCCCCCCGGACAGCCAGGCUAUCCAGGACUUAAUGGACCUCCUGGGUUUGAAAGUGGCAGUCGGGGACCACCAGGUGCCCCUGGAGAGCCAGGUAAUCCUGGAAGACGCGGACGUCCUGGGCCAGCGGGCAUUGCGGGAUAUUCUGGCCAAAGCGGAGAACCAGGUGACCCUGGAUUGACUGGUAUAGCUGGAACUCCCGGUUUCCCUGGAAACGAUGGACUUAAAGGUGAUAAAGGUGAAUCCACCGGUAUACCAGGACGGCCCGGUGCGAGAGGCCCAUCUGGAGAAGACGGAUCGAAAGGACAAUCUGGACAGAACGGAGAUCCGGGUGACCUUGGCUAUGAGGGGCCAAAUGGACCCCGUGGUCUGGCAGGACCACCUGGUAGUACAGGUCUGGCUGGAUAUCCAGGUGUAGUUGGACCCUCAGGUCCAUGUGGAAAGCAUGGUCCGGAAGGUCCUCCGGGGCCUCCUGGUGCACCAGGCCCUAAUGGAAACAUAGGAAACCCUGGCCUCAGAGGACCUUCAGGGCAACCGGGGCUACAUGGGCUAAAUGGCCUGAAGGGGAUCAAGGGUGAAGUGGGGUCCAGGGGGUUAAGUUUAAAGGGUGACGCAGGACCUACAGGACCAACAGGAGAUAGGGGUAUUCGAGGGGAUCCAGGGUUGCAAGGCACAUCACAACCAGGUAUCCCCGGUCCUAGAGGACAGCAUGGGGUUCAAGGAGAACCUGGUGUAACAGGUCCUCCAGGUUUACCUGGCGAGGAAUGUAAAAAGUAUGUACCUGGACAAUAUGGAGAACCGGGUUACCCUGGACCAGAUGGACCACCAGGGCUCAUCGGAGAGAUGGGAGAGCCAGGCAGCGUGUUCACAAUUCGUGGUGAUGAAGGUGACCCAGGCCCCCCCGGGCCACCGGGUUAUAAGGGAGCCAAAGGGUACAGUGGACUCAGUGGAGCCCCAGGAUAUCAGGGCCCAGAAGGUCCAAAAGGUGAAAAAGGACAAUCUGGACCUAUGGGCAUUCCAGGACCCUCUGGCCCUAUGGGUAGCUGUGGUCCCCCAGGACCCUGUGGUGUAAAAGGAGACAGGGGAGAUCCAGGUCAGAAAGGAGACCCUGGGAUUGUUAAAACUCCUACAUCUCCUUGUGCUGCUCCACGCGGACCUACUGGUCCCCGUGGGCCUCCUGGCCCGCCUGGAAUUCAGGGUCUGCCCGGACUAAGUGGCAGAGAGGGCCCAAAAGGUUUGAAGGGAUCAGCAGGGGCUCAGGGAUCCUCUGGACCACCUGGUCAACCAGGAUUGAAUGGACCACCUGGAGGCAAUGGAGAUACAGGCCCAAGAGGACCGAUAGGCUUUCAGGGACUCCAAGGACCCCCUGGUGAUCCGGGUCCUCCUGUUGAAGGUCCGAAGUCUACUUCUGGAUUCCUUCUGGUGAUGCACAGCCAGUUAGAAACCGUGCCUUCUUGUCCCAACGGCCUGACCCAGUUGUGGGAGGGAUACAGCCUGCUUUAUCUGGAGGGUCAAGAGAGGGCGCACACACAAGACCUGGGCCAGGCAGGUUCAUGUGUGCGCAUUUUCAGCACAAUGCCGUUCUCCUGUUGCAAUAUGCAAUCGUGCGACUACGCGAGCCGCAACGACAAAUCCUAUUGGCUGUCCACCACGGCUUCCAUUCCCACGAUGCCUCUGGAGGGGCCAGAAAUUCGGCCGCACAUUAGCAGAUGUGUCGUAUGCGAAGCCUCAUCGCCAGCCAUUGCAAUACACAGUCAAGACGCAUCUGCACCACAGUGUCCACCCAGCUGGAGAAGUCUCUGGAUGGGAUAUUCAUUCCUUAUGCAUACCGGAUCAGGGGACCAGGGUGGCGGACAAUCUCUGACAUCACCAGGGAGCUGUUUGCGGGACUUUCGCAGCCAGCCGUUUGUGGAGUGUCAAGGUCCGCUUGGCACAUGCCAUUAUUUUGCAACAAUCUACAGUUUCUGGCUGACUAAAGUGGGCACGGACCGUUUCAACCCUAUCCGACGCAGUACUAUACUAAACAAUGAAGCCGAACAGCGCAGUAGCGUCAGCCAAUGCAACGUCUGCAUGAGAAUCUGAUGACCCCUUACCAGACAAGUGAACUACCAUGAGAAUGCACAUCAAGAGGUCAAGGGAUUGAGAUUCUUUUAUUCGGAAAGGAAAAUAAUUGACCUAGUUUUCAACCAUUUUUGUUGAACUACAGGCUGUGAACUUGAUUUUUUUUUUAACUGAAUUUAUUCCCACAAAUAGCAGAGUCAGACGUGUUUUCUUCUUUAAAUCUAUUUUCUUUACAUUUGUUGCUAGAAAGACAAAGAGAAUCAUUUGCACAGAUUGCUAUACACCAGUGUUCAUUUCUCACUUGGUUUCUUGUAUCAACUAUGUCGUCUUCUCGUAUCGUCUACACUGUGUGCACAUCGAAAGCAUAAAAAUUCCUUUAGGGACCCUGACACAGACGGUGCUUAGCAGCAAUAAAGGGCCCAUUGGCGUAGCUUGACAUUUGAGUUUGGGGCGACUGGACUGGUCUAUCAUAAAUUCUGUACUGGGACAUGUGCCACGAUUUAACACACAGGUAAAAGAAAAGAAUCAGGAGCAUAAUUUAUACUAUUUUUUUUAAUAAUAUUAAUACUACAAUCAGUGAAAUUAAAAAGUAUUUUUGUUGUGGAAUAUAACUUAUUUGAUAAAAAUCCUAUUAGCCAAUAGGGGCCCUGGUCCUCUGCCCCCCCCAAACUCCACCUAUGAAAUAGCCGUUAUUCACUUUCAUUAAGAGGCUGUUUAAACCUGGUAUUAAGAUGCGUUUUUGUCUAUCAGAUGACAAGUGGACAGGUGUAAAUGGGGUGUGAAACAUUUUGAGCUCAUCCACUUUAAACAACAUUCAGAGGUAGUCGAGAACGCACUCGACCGGAUUGCUUUUGUGUAGAUGCGCAUGUGGUACCGAGCACAAUGAUCUUACAUCAGACAUGACUUCUAGCACAAACCCACGG